UCGGCACUCUUGACUUAUCAGCUAGGACCAGGGAAAUGGGGGUGUAGGAAGUUAAGAUGCAUAGUUGUUCAGUAUCUCUCGGGCUUGGCUAUAUGACUUGCCACUGCUCCCCACAUAGACACAGCAGGCUUCCACAGCUCUACAGACGACACAAAGUGCUUCUCUGCGUGUAGAAGCUAAGGUUUACUGAGAACUAUGGAGGGACCUUAUAAGUACAUUAGGGAUGGGAAUGGGAAAGUUAGCCGGGUCAUACGAAUUGGAACCCGAAACAGCCAGCUGGCUCGUAUUCAGACGGACAGCGUUGCAGAAAAGCUGAAGGGACUGUACCCUGAUGUCCACAUAGAAAUAGUUGGCAUGACAACUACAGGGGACAAAAUUCUUGACACAGCGUUAUCAAAGAUUGGAGAGAAGAGCCUUUUCACCAAAGAACUGGAGACUGCUCUGGAGAGGAACGAGGUAGACUUGGUGGUCCACUCUUUGAAGGACUUGCCCACGACUCUGCCUCCUGGCUUUACCAUAGGAGCAGUGCUAAAGCGGGAGAACCCCCAUGAUGCAGUGGUCUUGCAUCCCCAAAACAUGGGCAAAUCCCUCGACACCCUGCCCGACAAGAGUGUGAUAGGCACAAGUUCGCUGCGACGGGCUGCUCAGCUAAAGAAAAGAUUCCCCCACCUCGAGUUUAAAGAUAUUCGAGGAAACCUUAACACGAGGUUGAAGAAGCUGGAUGAAAAGGGCGACUUCUCUGCCAUUAUUCUGGCUGCAGCUGGACUCCGUCGCAUGGGCUGGGAGAGCCGAGUCAGCCAGAUCCUGGGCCCUGAGGACUGUAUGUACGCUGUUGGACAGGGGGCUAUUGCCAUUGAGGUGCGGGCCAAAGAUAAGGACAUCCUGGAGAUGGUGUCUGUUCUGCACGACCCCAACACGGUCCUGCGCUGUAUAGCAGAGCGAGCCUUCCUCAGACGACUGGAGGGGGGUUGCAGUGUACCAGUUGCUGUCCACACUGAAGUCAAGGACUCUCAGCUCUACCUGACGGGUGCAGUGUACAGCCUGGAUGGUUCAGACAGUCUCAAGGAGACCAUGCAGACCAGCAUUGCUUCAGACAAUAAGGUGGAAGAGCGAGUGGAUGAGUGGGUCCAGCGAGUUGGCGUCACAGCGAACAACAUGCCAGGCCCGGCCCAGGAUGCUUCUGAGAAGCUAGGUCUAGACCUGGCCAAUCUACUGCUGAGUAAAGGGGCUAAGGAGAUCCUUACCUUGGCCAGGGAGCUCAACGAUGCGCGAUAAACUCACUCUGUGACCCCAGCUGGGUCUGGAGGUGUAACCUGCACUCACCGGUAGUCAAUACUAAUAUUAAAGCUCACACAUGGCUGACUGAGGACUCAUGAUAUAGAAUUGCACUGUCAGCACCACUAGACCUGGGUUUGAAUAGUAUGUGUUUUCAUUUAGAGUUUGAUUUAGCCUGCUUUCAGCGCCAGAACAUUAAUGUACAGGUAACUGCCAAAUAAUGGAAACACUUGAGUAAAUGAGGGAUACAAAACACCAAAUUAUGGAAUUUAUCGUGGAAGAAGGUUGUCGCCUCCUGCUAAUAGAGGUGCAUUAAAGCUGUUCUGGCUCGUGGUGGCCCAACGCCCUCUCGAAAAACACUUUAUGUUUCCUUUAUUUUGGCAGUUACCUGUACACACAUUGAGGGACUCCAUUUCUAACUGUUGUUGGGAUCAUCCUACCGCUUUCAUCAACAGAGCUCUGAUAAUCUUGUUUGAUGAAUGACGUGUGUGACACAUUAGUGAUGUCUGUUAAACAGACCCAGAACAUGCAAGCUACAGUGACAAACUCUAGCUCAUGAGUACUAUCAGACCAAGCCCAAGGCCACCUGUCUACAACACCAGAGCGCCUAUUAUUAUUACGUGUAUAUUUUAUAGAUUUUUUCCCCUUGAUCGAUGGAAUACUAUGUCAAGACAAUUAGGAAAGCACUGCAUAUAAACAAACGAUAAACACUGGAUGCCGUACAAAAACGAAAUGUUGGAUACCUGUGACAUUUUCCUUUCAAUGUGUUCACAUGAGUUCAAUGUGUUUUGAUCCUUUGAGGAUUUUUAUUGCUUACUUGUUUUGCUAUACCAAUUUUAAGAAUAUAAAGCAGCGUAAAAUAACACCCAACAAACGUCAUCUGCAUACUUCAAAACAGGGCCUGUAUUCAUAAAGCGUCUCAGAGUAGGAGAGCUGAUCAGGUACUCUCUGGCCAUGUAAUCUUAUUCAUUAUGGAAAAUCUGAUCCAAGAUCAGCACUCCUAUUCUGAGACACUUUAUGAAUACGGGCACAGGUUUGGUAUGUUCACUGUGUGUACUUGAUCCAGCCUACCACUCCACGACCUCAGAACUGAACAAGUAUUCCAUAACCAUCCCACUAGAUAUUGCUCAUAUGGUAACUAUGUGUGUGUGUGUUAUGAAGAAAAUAGAGAAAUUAAUUGAAUGUAAUAUAGUUGUAGGCUACCUUUUAGAUAUGUUGUGGCAUUUGUUAACAAACCUUAUGCUGUCAGGUAGCAUAGUUUUGUGCCUUACUUUAGUUUCUGUCUAUAUGGCUGCUGUGUGUACAGCUUUGCUUACAACCUAAUACAACCUUAUUACCUUGAUCUACAAAUUUGCCUUUUCCUUGUACCCCUUGAGCCUGCACAGGUUUUCCUCAUUGUGACCCCUCUAACUUAUAUUUAGCAAAAUUCAUUAUGUUGCAUCAUGUUAUAUUAAGUGGUGUUAUGUUGUUUGACUAUCGAUACUUGAAAGGCAUAGAGGGGGUGGUUGUGCCAUAUUUCUGUUUUGCAGCUUUCUGCUUUCCGCUUUAGUGCUCAGACGUUUUAAGAAGAUGCUGGUCAAAUGAUACUUGCCAUACCAUCUAGUCAUUCAAUAUUGCAGCAUUCGUCAUGAUAUGACAGAAUAUGGAAAUGUAUUGCAAUCUGAAAGCGUGAUGCUUUGCUUUGUCACCUUCAUUAAUUCUGUGUCAUAAAAAGGAGGCAGCCUCAAUUAAAGCCACUUGUUACUCUCUA
Salmo salar (Atlantic salmon) is the source of this 3025-nucleotide messenger RNA. RefSeq names its product porphobilinogen deaminase. Gene Ontology annotation, biological process: heme biosynthetic process. Gene Ontology annotation, cellular component: cytoplasm. NCBI's taxonomy places the organism in Eukaryota, Metazoa, Chordata, Actinopteri, Salmoniformes, Salmonidae. Gene Ontology annotation, molecular function: hydroxymethylbilane synthase activity. The record is from RefSeq and is a predicted model, not a curated record.